Oryzias latipes (Japanese medaka) is the source of this 3698-nucleotide messenger RNA. It is a transcript of the gene nmt2, whose product is annotated as N-myristoyltransferase 2. Gene Ontology annotation, biological process: N-terminal peptidyl-glycine N-myristoylation. Gene Ontology annotation, cellular component: cytoplasm. The record is from RefSeq and is a predicted model, not a curated record. Lineage: Eukaryota; Metazoa; Chordata; Actinopteri; Beloniformes; Adrianichthyidae. Gene Ontology annotation, molecular function: glycylpeptide N-tetradecanoyltransferase activity.
UAUAGGGGGCGCCAACUCCUUCGACAUUUUCUUUGUGUUUUCAUCUCUCGCCCAUUUCCCGGGAGCUCUUAAUUUAACGUUGCCUGUUUUAAAUAAACUGUUUCAUGAUGGCGGAAGACAGUGAAUCCGCAGCCAGUCAACAGAGCCUGGAGUUGGACGACCAGGAUACUUGCGGGAUAGACGGAGACAACGAGGAAGAGAAUGAACAUAUGCAGGGCAGUCCGGGAGGAGAGCUGGGGGCCAAGAGGAAGAAAAAGAAGCAAAAGAGGAAGAAAGAGAAGCCGAGUUCCGGGGGAACCAAGUCUGAUUCUGCCUCUGACUCCCAGGAGAUCAAGAACCCUGGUUUGCCCAUUCAGAAGCUGCAGGACAUUCAAAGAGCCAUGGAACUGCUUUCCUGCCAAGGACCAGCGAAGAGUAUCGAUGAAGCAGCCAAGCACAAGUACCAGUUUUGGGACACCCAGCCUGUCCCGAAGUUAAAUGAAGUCGUGACCAGUUAUGGACCCAUAGAGGCUGACAAAGAGAACAUCAGACAGGAGCCAUAUUCUUUACCUCAAGGCUUUAUGUGGGACACUCUGGACCUUAGCAAUGCAGAUGUACUGAAGGAGUUGUACACGCUGUUAAAUGAAAACUAUGUGGAGGAUGACGAUAACAUGUUCCGAUUUGAUUAUUCACCGAACUUCCUGAAAUGGGCUCUGCGUCCUCCUGGAUGGUUACCUCAGUGGCAUUGUGGAGUGAGAGUCUCCUCCAAUAAGAAGCUUGUUGGCUUCAUUAGUGCCAUCCCUGCAGAUAUUCGCAUCUAUGACACGAUAAAAAGGAUGGUAGAAAUCAACUUCCUGUGUGUUCAUAAGAAGCUGCGUUCAAAGCGUGUUGCUCCUGUGCUAAUCAGAGAGAUCACACGGAGGGUGAACUUGGAGGGAAUCUUUCAGGCAGUGUACACCGCCGGAGUAGUUUUGCCUAAACCAGUCUCUACAUGCAGAUACUGGCACCGUUCACUGAAUCCCAGGAAGCUCGUGGAAGUAAAAUUCUCCCAUCUGAGCCGAAAUAUGACUCUACAGAGAACCAUGAAACUCUACAGGCUACCAGAUAGCAUCAAAACUCCCGGUCUGCGGUUGAUGGAGAGGCGGGACAUCCGGCAGGUCAAGGAGCUGCUCCACGAAUAUUUAAGACGUUUCCAGCUCGCACCUUCCAUGGGGGAGGAGGAAGUGGCUCACUGGUUCUUACCACAGGAAAAUAUCAUCGACACUUAUGUCGUCGAGGGUUCAGGUGGUGUUCUGACUGACUUGGCUAGUUUCUACACUUUGCCUUCAACUGUGAUGCAUCACCCCCUUCACAGGAGUCUAAAGGCUGCUUACUCUUUCUACAAUGUUCAUACACAAACCCCACUACUGGACCUAAUGAAUGAUGCACUGAUCUUGGCCAAACUGAAAGGAUUUGAUGUGUUCAAUGCCUUGGAUCUAAUGGAGAACAAAGCAUUUCUGGAGAAGCUCAAAUUCGGCAUAGGAGAUGGAAACCUACAGUAUUACCUCUACAACUGGAAAUGUCCCUCGAUGGACCCUGAUAAGGUCGGCCUCGUCCUUCAGUAGCAGCUCUUCCAGUUGCUACACUAGCACGCACACACGCGCAACACAGUUGUCAGUGACCUUAGAAAUACUCUGCCUGGACAUGCAGGCCAUCCAUCUCGACAUUUUCGAGAAAUACAGCAUUGAAAGCAGCCUGGUGGUCAUCGGUGGAUUCAUCCAAAUCUGGUGUCAUCAAGAACUUUCUCUGUGCGCCCGGAGGUGAAAAGUCUUUACUUAGUCAUCCUGAAUGUGAAGUCAUGCUAUGCCUGAGAUAUCCGACCCGUACCAAGCUCCUCACCCGCGCUCUCACUGAAAACUCCCCAGUUUGACUUUCGAGAGGAUUACUUUGUGAGUUUGUUUUGUUUUUUUCCGUCCUCAGCAGACGCUUAUUGUGAGAGAUGGGCAUGUCAUGUGAUUUCAAGGAACGAUAAUAAGAAAACAUGAACAAAUAUCAACUUUUUUAAAACUCAUCUUAACUGUAUCACUGCUCCAUGUUUGUUUGUUUUUUCCUUUUUCUACAUGUCAGUGUGGUCAGUCAAAUGUCUGCUAUAGCUGUUUGGUUUUUCCCCCACUUUUUAGCUUCAGAAGGGGCUGCUGACACUUCACUUUUAAACCUGAAAACAAUAUUACCUGGAACAAAAACUGCAAAAACGUAUGAUUAUUUGGUGCAUUUAAUAACAUUGCAAAUUGCAUAUAAAUAAUAGUUAUUUCAGCAUUUAAAGCCAUGCCAUACUCAUUUUUGAGGGCUGAUCUGAUGCAUUUUCUUAUAAGCUACAUGGAAGCCAGUGAGUUUAAUGAAAAUAGAUUUAAAACAGAAGGUAUCGCAUUAAUAAAGCACAAUUUUCUUAAUUCCUAAACAAGCUGAUGAUCAUUAGUUAAGCAUUUUGAUCGGAGUUAGAAAAAGAUUGAACUAUUAAUUUCUCAACAUUUUUCUUUGCAAUUAGUCAUUGUCCAACGAACAUUUCUCCAAUCAAUACAGCAUUGUUUCUUUUUCCAAAGGAGUUGUCAUUAAACAUGGAUUCAGUUUAUUUCACCAUCUGAGACUCACAGAUCACUUGCACAGAAACUCAGAGAUGCUGAAAAAAAAAAGCACAGGAGUUUCUCCAGUAAAGUGUUUGAUUGAUCAAAAGGGAAAAACGUUUUGCAUAUGCUGCAUUCAUCUGCUGUUGCAUUCUCAUUUAACCAACAAAAUGACUCAGUCCAACACUCAAAAGGUUCAAAGGCGUUCAGAAGUUGUUCAGUAGCAGGAGUGUUUCCACAUCCUUCUUUUGUUAACACCUCUGGAUUUUAUUUAUUUUCAUGGUACUGUAUAUUGUGAGACAAUUAAAAAAAAAGGUACUUUUUUUUUUUAGCUAAAUGUGUGAAAGUCGCUAUAUUUGUAAUUGUAGAUUUCAAAAUAUAUUGAGACAUAUUUCUGUCAGUCUAAAAUUGGACUUUUUAAGCUUCCAGAGCGACUUGAGGGCUCUUGCCGUUUGUGCUUGAAUCAACAGGAUGUUCCUUGACUUCACUAUGUUUUGUUCCACCACUUGUUCUAAGGUGGAGCUAGCAGUUUACUAAAGCUGUUCUCAAACAUGUUUGCUGGCUUAGUGUUUCUGUUACUGUGGCUCUGCAGAACUGAAGGCUGCUGUUUUGUUUGUAUUUACAUAGUUUUAUUUAUAUCCCUUUACAAUUUAAAGUACAAACUUGUUUUUUGCUUCAGAAUUGAAAUGUUUUUUUUUGCCAAAAAUGUUGACACUGAAGUCAGAUGAGAAGAAUGAUGCUGGCAUUAUUUGUAAGAUGUUUUUUCUGCAGCUGUUUGAAUGAACUCUUGAGCAUGUGCGUUUUGCUACAAAAUUAAUUUCAGCAAUCGCUUUAGCAGUCAAACGUAUGAGGGACUUUGACCCCAAAUAUCCGCCUUACUUUGAAGUAUUUGUUUUUCUUUUGCAGCUGGGAUGAAGGAGCGAGUUUUUGAUCUGACAGACAUCUUAACUGAACAACAGUAUUUUUAUUAAAAGCCCUUAUAAGCUGUGAUUAAAACUGAAGAACUCGUACCAGCCUCAUUCAAACGUGAACCCAUGCAAAACAAUCCAUUUCAACACAUCCGCUAUACCAGCAUGGAUACCUGAUAAUCUGGUUGAAUAAACUCAUUUGAAAGGAGAA